This is a messenger RNA of Capra hircus (goat), 1719 nucleotides long. It is a transcript of the gene GORAB, whose product is annotated as golgin, RAB6 interacting. The record is from RefSeq and is a predicted model, not a curated record. The coding region runs from base 40 to 1227 and encodes 395 amino acids. Gene Ontology annotation, biological process: non-motile cilium assembly. NCBI's taxonomy places the organism in Eukaryota, Metazoa, Chordata, Mammalia, Artiodactyla, Bovidae. The transcript is spliced from 5 exons.
GCUGAUUGGUUGGUCCGCCGCGGCAGGGGAAGAACCCGGAUGUGCCUGGGUAGUCGUGUUGGCAGUCGGGGCUCAGAGGUUUGGGGUACUAAGCGUGCUGGCAAGCCAAGGUGGAUGGCGCAGGGUUGGGCUGGCUUCUCUGAGGAGGAGCUGAGGCGACUAAAGCAGACUAAAGAUCCGUUUGAACCACAGCGGCGUCUCCCUGGGAAGAAAAGUCGACAACAACUUCAGCGAGAAAGAGCCCUUCAAGAGCAAAGUCAAAAAUUUGGACUUCAAGAUGGGUCAACCUCAUUACCUCCAGAGCAGCUGCUUUCUGCACCAAAACAAAGAUUUAAUACUCAGAGACCAAGUUCUUCUCUUCCUACUCCCCUUACGCUCACCUCUCCUGUUGGUGAUGGAAAACCACAGGGUACUGAAAGUCAACAAAAGGAACUGGGACUUAAGAAUUCCCAUGAAGUUCACAAAAAUGCUGAGGUUCUGCCUCCAAAACCAGAUUGCCAAUUGGAAAAAAAGAAAGUGGAAUUGCAAGAAAAAUCUCGUUGGGAAGUCCUCCAGCAAGAACAGCGGCUAAUGGAAGAGAAAAAUAAACGUAAGAAAGCUCUUUUGGCUAAAGCUAUUGCAGAAAGAUCUAAAAGAACUCAGGCAGAAACCAUGAAACUGAAGAGGAUCCAGAAGGAGUUACAGGCUUUAGAUGACAUGGUGUCAGCUGACAUUGGAAUCCUCAGGAACCGGAUUGAUCAGGCCAGCCUCGACUAUUCGUAUGCUCGGAAGCGGUUUGACAGGGCUGAAGCGGAGUACGUGACAGCAAAGCUAGAGCUGCAGCGCAAGACUGAGCUUAAAGAGCAGCUCACUGAACACCUUUGUACGAUCAUCCAGCAGAACGAGCUCCGCAAGGCCAAGAAGCUGGAGGAGUUGAUGCAACAGCUGGAUGUGCACGCCGACGAGGAGACUUUGGAGCUCGAGGUGGAGGUGGAGAGACUGCUAUGUGAGCAAGAAGCAGAAGCAAGGAAACAAGUGGUUCAUUUAGAGAGGUCCUGUCAGCCUUCUGGGGAGAGCGCGACCUUAGAGUUGGCUAAAGAGAACAAACAGUCUCAAGACCAGGCUGCUUCCCCAAAGGUAGACAAACAGGGGGAGAACUCCAAUAGCAUUGCCCUUCUUGAUCCAGAACGGCCAAACCAAGAGGUUGAAACUGCCGUAAAAGACAUUUCAGCUUCUCUCAUCACAUGAAGUGUCCGUGUUUGUUCUUUACAAUAAAAUGGCGUAUUCAGUAGACUUUCUGCCAUGACCUCUGAUAGAUGCCCCUUCAAAACAAUAUUAUAUUUUAAAUCCAUUAGUUUUAGUAUAACAUGUUUGGAGGUUGUAGAAAAAUUUCAGAUUAUGAUAGUUUUUUAUAUGUGGGCAUAGUUUACCUUGAUUUUAAUCCAGGUCUUCCGUUGUAUCCUUAUUACUGGGUGAAAACAAGUGAUUUUGAAGGAUAGAAGAAAAACUACAUGGUUAAUUGUUUUUUUCAGACCAGGUGAAUAUAGAAAUGUAAAGUAAAAAAUGAUAAUCAGUACUUAAUGGAACUUAUUUAACUUCUCCUAGGAGAAAUGUUGGAAAUGAGAGUUCUAAUUUCAUGUAAUCAAUGCUGCUGCUGCUGCUAAGUCACUUCAGUCGUGUCUGACUCUGUGUGACCCCAUAGCUGGCAGCCCACCAGGCUCCCCCAUCCCUGGGAUUCUC